GCUUAAUGAGCAGCAGUCCAGUGACCAAAGGGAGUUAAAGAGAUGACCAUGAAAAGCUGUUUGUUUUCUCCAAGGAUUAUGACCCACAAAUGUUCAUCUAUAACAUUAAAAUGAAUCAAAUUAAGUAUGAGAAAAAUGAUUUUAAUUGUGGAUGGAGGUAAAUUAAGAAAUGGUUUAAAUUCCUGAAGAAAGAGAUGAGCACCAACUUCAGUGACCUUACUGAUGCUCCACUCUGCUAUCCCUCAUUGAGUGGGUCCUGCAUUAAAGAGAACCGACCUUUUAGUGUUCGCUUUCCCAUGUAUUUAUUCAUGGUUGUUACAAUCAUGGUGACAGUGUGUGGGAACCUGGUGGUCAUUGCCUCCAUAGCACAUUUCAGGCAGCUCCACACAUCCACAAACUACCUGAUUCUUUCACUGGCAGUAUGCGAUUUUCUUCUUGGGGGAUUAAUAAUGCCCUACAGUACAGUCCGCUCUGUAGAGGGCUGUUGGUAUCUGGGAGACUUCUUCUGCAGCGUUCACACUAGUACUGAUAUCAUGCUCAGUACUGCUUCCAUUUUUCACCUUUCCUUUAUUUCUAUUGAUCGCUACUUUGCUGUCUGUGAUCCACUGAGAUACCGCAACAAAAUAACUACACUUGUUGUGCUUAUCAUGAUUACUGUCAGCUGGAUGGUUCCAGGUGUCUUCGCUUUUGGAUUAAUAUUUUUUGAACUGAACAUCAAAGGAUCAGACUAUCAACAUUACAAAAAUAUUAAAUGCACUGGAGGGUGCACUGUGUUCUUCAGCAAACCUUCAGGAGUGGUGGCAUCCAUGCUGUCUUUUUUCAUCCCAGGCUUUGUUAUGUUGGCUAUUUAUCUCAAGAUUUAUCUUGUGGCAAGAAGACAGGCUAAAUCCAUAAAAGACAUCACACACCUGUUUCAGGCUGCUGAAGAAAACAAAUGCGGAAUUUCAAGGCAAAAAGAAAGAAAAGCUGCCAAAACUCUAGGAAUCGUAAUGGGAGUUUUCCUAAUAUGUUGGUCCCCUUUUUUUGUCUGUAACAUCAUGGAUCCUUUUACUGAUUAUAUAACCUCACCAGUGCUAAUAGAUGCACUGGUCUGGUUUGGUUAUUUGAACUCUGCAUUUAAUCCGAUAGUUUAUGCAUUCUUCUACAAAUGGUUUAGGAAGGCUCUGAGAAUUAUUAUGCUUGGGAGAAUUUUUGAAAAAGAUUCUUCACGUAUCAAAUUAUUUAUUGAGUAAAUAAAUGGUAAAUGAGCCAACCUGUUAAAUGCUGGACAUCUGAAGGGAAUACAUGAUUGUAUUUUGUUUGAAUACAGAAAAUGCAAUAUGAUCUAGUGGUUAAAGAAGUUUGACUUGGCAGCACAAAGUUGCUUGUUCAGUUUUCAUCAUGGAUUCUUGGCAUGGCCGUGAGCAAAAAAAGCCCGUCUUUGUUCUAUUUGUAUGAAUACGCUAGUCUGUACUUUUUGUGCAUUUCUUGUUGUUUAUGAAGGUGUUUACUUUGAAAGGCACGAUAUAAAGAUCAGUUUAUUUGUAUUAUCUAUAA
Molecule: messenger RNA, 1536 nt
Organism: Erpetoichthys calabaricus (reedfish)
Lineage: Eukaryota; Metazoa; Chordata; Cladistia; Polypteriformes; Polypteridae
Product: trace amine-associated receptor 1-like
Exons: 3
Coding region: 195-1232 (345 amino acids)
Biological process (GO): G protein-coupled receptor signaling pathway
Cellular component (GO): membrane
Molecular function (GO): trace-amine receptor activity
Source: RefSeq, a predicted model, not a curated record